AUGGCGGAUUCCCAAGUAUUGCCCGAAACCCAAUUAGCAUCUGAGAUCAAUGAUCAGCCCAAGCAAAAACACAUCAUCACUUUCAUGGAUGCUAAAUGGUACAAUGCUGCAGCUGAAGGCCAAAUCAACAAAUUCAAAGAUUACACAGAGCCGCUAGAUCUUUUGCUUAUCAGCAAGUGUCCAUCGCUGCUAGUUGAGCCCAAUAUCAGAGGUGAAACUCCACUGCACAUUGCAGCAAGGUUUGGGCGUAAAAAUAUAGUGGAAUGUCUUAUCGAUAGCAUCAAGAAUGCUCAAGAAGACAUUGAGAGAGGUGCAGAGGCGUCAACAAGUGAUCAGAUGCUGAAGACGACAAGCCCGGAUAAAGAAGAGCCUUGCAUGAGGCUAAAAAAUCCUGAAUUUGCGAACAUAGCUAAUGCCGCCGGAGAAAGCCCGCUUUACCUUGCAGCGGUGAGAGAGAACAAUAUCAUUGCUUCUAAGAUAUUGGAGAUAUGUCUCUCACCGGCAUACACUGGUCCCGAUGGUAGAACGGCUUUGCACGAAGCUGUGAUAAGCGGAGAUGCAGAUUUGACAAGAAAAAUAUUGAAUAAAAACAGCAGUCUGACCAGAGAACAAGACGAAGAAGGAUGGACUCCGCUGCAUUAUGCUUCCUACUUCAAUCUUCUUCCAAUUGUGGAAAUGUUACUAGAAGAUGAUAAUAAAUAUGCUGCCUAUAUUAGCGAGAAUGAUGGAAAGACACCACUUCAUCUUGCGAUUCUCAACGGCGAUAGCCAUUUAAAGGUGGUGGAAAAAAUUAUGUCGGACUGCCCAGAUUGCUGCGACCUGGCUGACAAUAGAGGCCGGAAUGUUCUCCAUUUUGCUGUAGAAAGCGGCAGUUUUAAAGGAGUGCAAAUUAUUACUGAAAAACCUUCCCUGGCCAACCUAAUUAAUCAGAAAGAAAAAGAAGGGAACACUCCGGUCCAUCUAGUAGCUGCUUUUGGCUUUGAAGAUUGUUGUCUUACAGAACACCACCUUGUUGAUAAAAUGGCUGUCAAUAAUGAAAAUUUAACUGGUCUGGACGUGGUGCUAGAAACGAAGCAUAAAAGCAAAUUGCCAUGA
Messenger RNA from Hevea brasiliensis (rubber tree), 1095 nucleotides. RefSeq lists its product as uncharacterized. The record is from RefSeq and is a predicted model, not a curated record. Bases 1 to 1095 code for a protein of 364 amino acids. Gene Ontology annotation, cellular component: plasma membrane. Gene Ontology annotation, molecular function: protein phosphatase regulator activity; protein phosphatase 1 binding. Lineage: Eukaryota; Viridiplantae; Streptophyta; Magnoliopsida; Malpighiales; Euphorbiaceae. The transcript has 4 exons.